UCGAUCGAUCACUCACAGCCCGUAUAUAAACGUACAUGCGUGUAUAGCUAGACGGUGCGCUAUGCAAGCUCCCAAGUUGCACCACAACUUGUCAUCAACAGCGGGCUCUAGCUAACAUGGUGGCCUCAAGAAGAGCAUCAUCGAUGGCAUACCUCCUGGCCUUUGCCAUCGUUUUGCUCAUGCCGUGCGGCCUUACCUCCUCGAGAUCACUGCCCUCGGUCACCACCCAUGGCGCCGAUGCACAGCUGGAAGGUGGCCGAGCCGCGCGCGCCAAGCUCGAGCCUCCAACCGCGAAUACCCAUAAACCGCCGGAGCUCGCCAUCGGCGACGACAGCGCCGUUCAGCCUGUGAAGAAAAAGCGCCAUGCCAAGGCGCCGCCCAAGCACCACGGGCAUGGCCAACACGCUCCUCCAGCCGACCCUUCGCCGCCGGCGCCGGAUCCGGACGGUGGCCAGCCCCCGGAGGCACCUGUUCCGGAGGGCCCUCACGACCGGAGCCCGCCGGCGUGGCCGUUCCCGUGGCCGCAGCCUCUACCGGGCUACCAGUGGCCGCCGUUCCACUCGCCGCCGCUCCCCGCGUGGACGCGUCCGGGCGACGAUCGGCCGCCUCUGCCUCCGUUCCCGUUCCACCCACCGCCGCUUCCUGCAUGGCCGCAGCCAGAACCAGGCGAGCAGUGGCCCCCGCUGCCGGCAUGGCCGCAGCCAGAACCAGGUGAGCAGUGGCCCCCGCUGCUCGCAUGGCCGCAGCCAGAACCUGGAAAGCAGUGGCCGCCGUUCCCGGCAUGGCCGCAGCCAGAACCAGGAAAGCAGUGGCCGCCGUUCCCGGCAUGGCCGCAACCUGAGCCAGGAAAGCAGUGGCCACCGUUCCCGUUCUACCCGCCGUCGAUGCCAUCCUUCCACGGCGAGGAGGAACGACGCGCAUCUAGGCUGGCGCCUCCUGUUCCAGCGCACAACUGAUGCAUGCACACAAGUACACCGCCGCGUGAUUUUGCCCUCGAAGCACACCAAAUAUGUGUACGACAGGAAUGAAUAGCAAGGAUAUCAACAUUUCUCCAAGUUGUUUGGUCGAAUAAUAGACCCUGACCACGUUAAAAAAUAAAGCUGGGAUAAUUUUAUGUUUACGAGAUUUUUUUUGCAACAUCGGAGAAGAGAAAGUACUGCACACUUGCCUUUUUUUUUCGAGAGCACCCCAACAGCGUGCCAUCUUUGGGGUAAUAUCAAUCAACUAGCGUGAAAACAACUCUGAUCAACUCAUGUUUGUCGAGUCUGCCAACGUUCGUUUUUGGUUUUUUUGGGUAAAGAACUCGGGAAGCAGAAAUACCAUAUGGUACAUUGGAGUACCAUUUACACACCAAAGAAGGUUGGGAGCCUCGGUAUUAUGAAUACCGAAUAUAUGAGCU
This is a messenger RNA of Hordeum vulgare subsp. vulgare (domesticated barley), 1399 nucleotides long. Its product is annotated as basic proline-rich protein-like. NCBI's taxonomy places the organism in Eukaryota, Viridiplantae, Streptophyta, Magnoliopsida, Poales, Poaceae. Bases 117 to 956 code for a protein of 279 amino acids. The record is from RefSeq and is a predicted model, not a curated record. The transcript has a single exon.